UCUGUAUUUUAGAUAAUACAAAUAAGUUAAAGGAUGGCUUCUUACAAGAUUGUUAUGGUAAGACAUGGAGAAAGUGAAUGGAAUAAAGAAAAUAAAUUUUGUGGAUGGUUUGAUGCUGAUUUAAGUGAGAAAGGAGUAGCAGAGGCCAAUGCUGCUGGAGAAGCACUCAAGAAGGAAGGAUUAUCUUUUGACCUAGCAUAUACAUCAGUCCUAAAAAGGGCUGAAGAAACUCUCGAUAUGGCUCUGAAAAAACUAGGACAAACUGAUAUUCCAAUCAAACACACAUGGAGAUUAAAUGAACGUCACUAUGGAGGACUAACUGGAUUGAAUAAAGCUGAAACGGCUGAAAAGCAUGGAGAAGAACAAGUUAAAAUAUGGCGACGAAGUUUUGCUACUCCUCCACCUCCGAUGGACAAAAGCCACCCCUACUACAGCAUAAUUGCGGAGGAUAAAAGAUACAAGGAUGUACCAAAUGAAGAAAUGCCAAUGUGUGAAAGUUUAGAAUUAACAAUAAAGAGAACCCUACCUUUCUGGAAUAAUGAAAUAGUUCCACAGAUCAAAGCUGGAAAGAAAAUCAUUAUUUCUGCCCAUGGAAACAGUCUGAGAGGAAUCGUGAAGCACUUGGACAACAUGUCAGAUGAGGAAAUAAUGGCAUUGAAUCUUCCUACUGGAAUUCCAUUCAUUUAUGAGCUUGAUGAGAACAUGAAACCCAUCGUUUCAAUGCAAUUUCUAGGUGACGAAGAGACUGUGAAAAAAGCUAUGGAAUCAGUUGCAGCACAAGGACAAUCUAAAAAAUAAUAAUUCUUUGCAAAAAGCACUGUGUAUUUGUAUUAACCAGUUCUGCCAUUUUUUUCUCUCAAUAAGUUCACAGUAAAUGAUAAUAUCUGUAAAACUCAUUUCAACAAAAUUUUUCCUUUAUAAUUUUCAUGUAUUGCUGUAUUCUAAAUGGAGUUUUGUGUGUGAAUAUAUAUUUCAAUGUUAAA
Molecule: messenger RNA, 983 nt
Organism: Styela clava
Lineage: Eukaryota; Metazoa; Chordata; Ascidiacea; Stolidobranchia; Styelidae
Product: phosphoglycerate mutase 2-like
Biological process (GO): glycolytic process
Molecular function (GO): intramolecular phosphotransferase activity
Source: RefSeq, a predicted model, not a curated record